Messenger RNA from Lytechinus variegatus (green sea urchin), 2778 nucleotides. RefSeq lists its product as uncharacterized. The transcript is spliced from 7 exons. Lineage: Eukaryota; Metazoa; Echinodermata; Echinoidea; Temnopleuroida; Toxopneustidae. The coding region runs from base 389 to 1291 and encodes 300 amino acids. The record is from RefSeq and is a predicted model, not a curated record.
CGAUCGAAUAUUGAUAUUAUUUUUGACACUUUAUUUUUGACAAAAUAAGUGAUAUCAACUAAAAUUCGUAAUAAUCUAACAAUUACAUUGCCCAACACAGUAACCUACGUUGACUACAGUAUUUCGAACCCCAGACGAAAUUCAAUUUCAUUGGUUUACUAGUUGACCGGUGGUAUUACGACUCGUGUAUAUUCAUUAGGAAGACGUUCCUCACUAAUAUAUAAUUCAGCCCAGAUGUCAGAAGACCCUGGCUCGCGCCAGGCCUUAUUCGGAAAUACCUCGCUUUGCUCGGGAAGCAGCCGCCAGGGCCUCAACAAGAGGCUAGUGAAUAACAGCAGACGCAUUUAGAGGACUUGCUCUUCCGAUUGGAUUGACCUUAAUUUGCUGAAUGAACAGUGGAAAAAGCGCACAUAGUGCCCCGGACGAUUCUCAGACUGGUAAUCCUUCUGUACAUCAGAUCAACGUCAUGGAAGCAGGAACCAAAGACACCAAACCAGCAGGCGAUGGACUAGGUGAUUACGUCCCGGCAAAUACAGAAGAUACGAAGAUGGAUGAGAACAAAGGAGGAGGCAGCAAGGAUCAAGCAAAUAAAAAUGAACUGAACAUGCAGUCUAUGAGCUCUGCUAAGGUGGGUGAUGAGAAAGGAGGAAAGAACAAUGGAGGAGAUGCACAGACAGGAAGAGCAGAUGAAGGGAAACUCGAUGAUGAAAAAGGCUGCUGUGUCCCAUGCGAAAAAUUCUGGGUCCGAUACAAAGAACCUAUCUUGAUCGCCAGUAUUGUUGUUCUCGCCUUCUUUUUGGGCCUCUUUGUCAUCUUAUUUGGUGUUGCACAAUGCAAACUCAAUAAACUUCAAAAGUCUGAGGUAACAGGAGAUACCACACCAAUGCCAGGGACGCCAAGUAAGACACCAAUGCCAGGGACGCCAGCUCCCAGCCCUCCUGGUGCUAUCAUCGCAGGUAUCAUCAGGACAGCAGAGAAUUACACAAAGGCAUUGGAGAACAGCUCAUCUCUGGACUUCAAAAAAUUAGAAAACAAAUUCAUUGCUGCGGUGAUGGAUUUUUAUGCGAAGAACCCAGCCACGUACAUACCAUACUAUGAAAGGACUAUCGUGAAGGAAUUUAUAAAAGAGGGUUUGCAAGCGAAUGUGAACUUUGAAAUACAUUUCACCCAACUGGAUAACGAUAAUAGCUCUCCACCCGAUGCGCACUCGGUACUCUCUAACGCCCUCCAGUCUCCGCAGGAGUUUGGCCAGAUUAGAAUUCUCGGUGGAAAUGUGGAUUUCCAAACCUAACCUGUUCCUGAAAACCAUCUGUGCCAGAAUUAUUUCAUCAGUCCUCAAUAUGGAGAGUCCACCAAGAAUAAAGCAGAUGAAAUGUAAAUGUUCUAAAAUAUGCAGUGGUGGUAAAAAGUUAGUGAACCCCCCUAGAAAAUGAACAUAUUUUAAGUGUUUAAGUUCUGCCAUGAUUUAGAUAUUUAAUUGUGAAGAAAUAUUACAUUCAAUAAAGUUUGUUUCUCUGGGCUCUCUGAACAUUGUAGUAUUGUUGUCUCCAUUCGAUACUCAGCAUGGAGGAGUGCUUUUUCCGUUGGAGUUUACUAUUUGUUAGCACCACUGUAAUUACCAUUUGUUGAAUAAGAUCUGAAGGAAUACAAAACCCAAGUUACAAUAUUUUUAUAUUGUAAAAUUUUUAAAUUCUCUGUUCAUGAUUUAAUGACAUCAGCGUCAUCCACACGGCGGGAGAAAGGGAGAAUGAUCACUCAAAAUCUAUAAAUUUGCACCCUUCAUAUCACUUUUCAUCUGUUUCGUAUAGAUGGUUGGUUGGUUAUCUAUGGUCUAUUUUUCAAAUAAGGCCUGUUUGAGAAUUAAUCUCUGAGCCUACGUGUCACAGACAUUUAAAAAAAAUAUGCAGUACAAAUAAAUGGGAUGCCUUUCUUGCCUGUUAGUCUUUAUGGUCCAUGUUCUGAAGCCUGGCUUAAUUUUAAUACACCAUGGGCUCUGUUGCACAAAAGUUAUUAUAAUAUUUACUUUGCCAUCCGAUGUUUAUCCCCUGAAAUCCUUGAUUCUGAUUGGCUGAUACGCAUCGUUACCAUGGCAGUUACCAUUGGAUGGCAAAGUUACUGUAAAAGUAACUUUCAUGCAACGUAGCCCAGUAGGGUGCUUCAUAAAGCUGUUCGUAAAAGCGACUUUAAGAACGACUGGUGAACAUUUCUUAGGCGCGAAGUAAUCACCAAUGAACAUAUUACCACAAGAAAGGAUCACCAGUCGUCCUUAAAGUCGCUCUUAAUGUACGAACAGCCUCAUGAAACGGCCCGCUGGUCUAACUCUGUACUAACAUUACAGGAAGCCAAAAGUGUCAAUUUUUUUGGCUAACGAUGUUUGUUUCUUAUGUUCUCUUUGCUUUUUCAUUAUGCCUUAAUGGUGAAGAAAACUAAUUCCCUUUUUUAUUAUUCCCAGACAUUUAUGAAUGAUCUGAAUAACUGAUGAGCUGAUAACUAAACCUGCACUGUUAUAGAUUUAUGCCACUUUUGGCUAGCCAUAGUUGAACUGCAACUUUAAACCAGGGAUGAAAUCAAAAGUUCUGAAUGGCUCAUACUCUCAAGUUCAGUUUUACUAAUAUUAUGGGAAGCCAAAAAUGUCAGAAUAAUGUUAACAUUGUAUGUUUCUUAAGUUUACUUUGCUCUUUCUAAAGUUUAGUUUGCUCUUUCAGGGCUCGAAUUAAGAAUUUAAAGGGGCAAGGCCAUUUUUUAAUAGGGCACUUAAGGGAAAGGGCAGGCAGUUUU